This is a messenger RNA of Ornithorhynchus anatinus (platypus), 1110 nucleotides long. It is a transcript of the gene STAC3, whose product is annotated as SH3 and cysteine rich domain 3. The record is from RefSeq and is a predicted model, not a curated record. The transcript is spliced from 11 exons. Gene Ontology annotation, molecular function: protein binding. Gene Ontology annotation, cellular component: extrinsic component of cytoplasmic side of plasma membrane. Lineage: Eukaryota; Metazoa; Chordata; Mammalia; Monotremata; Ornithorhynchidae. Gene Ontology annotation, biological process: positive regulation of voltage-gated calcium channel activity; skeletal muscle contraction; positive regulation of protein localization to plasma membrane. The coding region runs from base 1 to 1110 and encodes 369 amino acids.
AUGACCGAGAAGGGCAGUGGGGAGAGCCCCGUGCCCCAGCUCCCAGCGGGGCCCCAGCAAAGCGGGUUACAGCGCCUGAAGCGGUUGUUCCGGAGGGAGCGGCCGGGGAACCCGGGGACCCCGGGGACCGAGCCCCCCGCCGAGCCCCAGGCCAACGGGGAGGCGGAGGGGGCGGGCAGGGGUCCCAUCUAUUACAUCUACGAGGACGAGGACGAGGACGAGGAGGAGGAAGAGGAGCAGGAGCCCCUCCCCGAGCCUCCCCGUCCCGUUAACGACAAACCGCACAAGUUCAAGGACCAUUUCUUCAAGAAACCCAAGUUCUGCGACGUCUGUGCCAGGAUGAUCGUGCUCAAUAAUAAGUUCGGGCUUCGCUGCAAGAACUGUAAGACGAACAUCCACGAGCACUGCCAGCCGCACGUGGAGAUGCAGCGAUGUUUCGGGAAGAUCCCCCCGGGCUUCCGCCGCGCCUACAGCUCCCCGCUCUACAGCAACGCGCAGUUGGGGGGUGUCAAGGAGUCGCAGAACGCUGCGAACCGCGGCGACCCAGUGUUUGAGACGCUGCGCACCGGCGUGGUCAUGGCCAACAAGGAGAGGAAGAAAGGCCAAGACGAUAAAAAGAACCCCCUCGCCGCCAUGAUGGAAGAGGAUACAGACACCCCGAAACCUGAAGAGGGGAAACCCCCGGCCGGUCACCCGGAGAGCCCCAGGAAGACGGAGAAGGCGCCAGAUGACAAGAACAAGGCCCCCGGCUUUCCUCAAACGCACUACUUCGUGGCGCUCUACCGCUUCCGAGCGUUGGAAAAAGACGAUCUGGACUUUCCACCCGGAGAGAAAAUCACCGUCGUGGACGACUCCAAUGAGGAGUGGUGGAGGGGCAAGAUCGGGGACAAGAUCGGCUAUUUUCCGCCCAACUUCAUCAUCCGCGUGCGCGUGGGAGAACGCGUCCACCGCGUCACUCGAUCCUUCGUGGGGAACCGCGAGAUCGGGCAGAUCACACUCAAAAAGGACCAGAUCGUGGUCCAGAAAGGAGAGGAGGCGGGCGGCUACGUCAAGGUCUACACCGGCCGCAAGGUGGGGCUGUUCCCCGCCGACUUCCUAGAAGAGAUUUAG